GUCAAUGGGUUUGUUUGCAAGAAUUCGAUGGAAGUCAACGCCGAUGACUUCUUCAAGGCAGCUGCUCUGGACAGGCCUAGGGUGACCAACAAGGUUGGAUCCAAUGUCAGCUUGAUCAAUGUCAUGCAGAUUGCUGGACUCAACAUCCUCGGCAUCUCAAUCGCACGGAUCGACUAUGCUCCCUUAGGACAAAACCCACCACAUACGCAUCCUCGCGCCACUGAGAUCCUGACGAUACAGCUGGGGACAUUGUAUGUUGGCUUUGUGACAUCCAACCAAGAGAAUCGAUUCCUCUCAAAGGUGCUAAACAAAGGUGAUGUGUUUGUGUUCCCUGUGGGGCUCAUCCACUUCCAAUUCAACCCCAACCCCUACAAGCCAGCUGUUGCAAUUGCCGCGCUCAGCAGCCAGAACCCAGGGGCUAUCACAAUUGCCACUGCAGUGUUUGGAUCCUGUACGCAGUGGAGCUGA
This is a messenger RNA of Triticum dicoccoides, 468 nucleotides long. RefSeq names its product germin-like protein 8-11. The transcript is spliced from 4 exons. The coding region runs from base 28 to 468 and encodes 146 amino acids. Gene Ontology annotation, molecular function: manganese ion binding. The record is from RefSeq and is a predicted model, not a curated record. NCBI's taxonomy places the organism in Eukaryota, Viridiplantae, Streptophyta, Magnoliopsida, Poales, Poaceae.